AAAAUUGCGGCGAUAAUUAGUUUUAAUUAGAAUUAUAUUAAAAGUCAAACUAGCACGUUUUUCACGCGAGUCUUACUGGAAUUAACGAAGGAAUACUAGUUUAUAGGAUUCUGCAUUUCUUGUAUUACUUCUGCGACUAGCAUAUAUAGCUCGUGCUUCGAUUUAAUUUGGAAAACAAAUGCAGGUUGUUUGACCAGUGAUCAGAUGACCAAGGUCACUGUUAAACCGUGCUUCUUUUAUCAUUAGAGUUUUUGUGUGAUAAAUGGAUUAUUGGAUCAAUACUGUUGUUAUCAAUAUUUUAGCAGUUAUUUGACAAUCCGAUCAACCCAAAUAUACAUUAGAAAUCAGCGGAUUUAUUUCAAGUGGCACUUUGAUGUUUCGUGUAACAUGUAGAAAGGUAGCCGGGAAGUCAGUCAGCACUUCUUUGGGCGUACUUAGAGAAUUAAUGAAAGGGAUGGAAGCGGUUGUCGAUAAAAAGAAAACAUUGAAGAUAGUAGAUACGGAUGGAUGGAAUUAUUUAUGAAACAUAUCAUGGAUCGUGAACAUUUUGUGUAGAUGCGAUAAAAUGUGACUUUAAAAUUCCGUUUGCGGAGUAACUUUGUGAUGAUUUAACUGUGACCUCAAAAUAUUGAAAAGUGGAGAUUUUCCGCAAAACGUUCUUCUUUUUCCGUAGUGCUAGUAGUGUUUUAUGUUUCCUUAAUUUAGAUUUAGUUGUAGCAUUUUUAUUUCUUGUUCAAGAUGAGUGCUGUUUUGUUAAUGACAGACACAUGGCAACCGACUGUUUUAAGGUUGGUACCUUUCUCUAGCAAUAACGCUCGCUGUCCUGAUAAGAAAGCACAUUCUAAAGGAACAAUGAGUGCUCGUAAUUUUCCGGUUUUAGCAGUUACUCGGAGUUCUGCAAACUCUGACACCCGAUCUGACGCAAAGUCAGUGAAUUCACAUCGGUCUGAGUUAGCAGACGACAUUUCUGUGUUUUCUGAUGCUAACAUUUCGGAACUAACAACAAACACUAGUUACACAGACCAAACUACAACAAAUAAACAGCGAAAAAAGUACGCCAAGAAAAAAGUUCCUGAAGUACAUUCAGAAAUGAAAGAAGCCAUAAAAUUUAGUGUUCAGGAUUUAAACGACCAGGUAUCCUCAUCGUCAUCUCUGAAUUCUUCGGAAAACAAAGGUGAAACCAAAGAUAAAAACAACAAACUCGAUAACACCCGAACUAAGCUUCCAAAGCCGAGUAUAUGUGGUUCGCCGGAUAUUAGGUUUUGUUCGCCAAUAAAUGGCGUUCGGCGGUCUGUGCCACUCACUCCCGGUGAACUGGAGCUACAGCGAAUAAAAGAUAGUUACUACGUUGAACAAGUUCAGAAACGUAAAAGGUAUAAACUUAAUAUUAAUCAGUUACCUAGAAGCACUACGCCAAUUAAUGAUCACGAUCCAGAUAGACUUAAUAUGAAGCAUGUAAUUGCAUUUCUUCAAACGAAAACUUCAAAAGACAUACAGAAAAAAGGGAUGAGUGAGAAGAAAUGCCAAUCUGGUACCGUGAAUGUGAGAAAUCAAAGCCGCGAUAGAACGAGAGACAGCUUGUCUGUUUCACCUAAACGCUCAGUAGAAAUGGAUAACACAAAAGUCCUCCCGCGAUCAAAUACAGAAAACAAACUUGAAGAAAAAUCUGACCCUGAUAAUACAAGGGUUAAUACAGGUUGUGUGUCAGUCAUGUCUACAAAGAGCACACCAAAUAUGUCUUAUGGGACGAAAUCUUCUAGAGACUCUAAAGUAACAUCUACACAUAGUGUGAAAUCUUAUAAAGAACGCUCAAAAGAUCGGAAAAAUUCGAAACAAAAACCUAUGAAAGAGUUUAAAUUGUACAGAUUUCUUGCGGUAGCACCUGACGGUCGUUCAGAAGGCCUCACGACGUCUUUUUCAGAUGCUAUGCCAGUGGUUGCGCAAACUGUUUUAAGAACUGAGCCGAAAGCUCCAGAAUCGCCACGGAAAAUGUUGCACAGGCGGAGCAAUAGAGAAAUAGGCACCGCACAUGUUCUUCACAGACACGCAUCAAGCAGGUCAACAGUUACUCCGCCAAAAAUCGAAACAAAAGAAAGUGCGGAAGAACAAAAUAAAACCAUAAGACUUCCACUUAUGCAGGACGGAGAUACUGAAGCUGCAGAUAUAGAAUCAGAUUCUGGCUCAACAACUUCCGCGACAUGUAACUCAGUACAAAAUAGUUCUAUAAAAGAGGAUCGAAGUAAAUACCCAAAGAAAGGGAAAUCAAUAACGUUUAAUAAUAAGGUUGAUGUAAACGUUACUGAGCAAAACAGUGAAAAUGAUACCCGUAACGGAUAUUCUGAAUUUGAAAUCCAGAAUUUUAAACCGCCGGGACUUCCACGUAUGGAUAUUAAGGGACCAAAGUACAUACAUGUAAGUCUUCCUCAAGAAGAUAAAAAGAACUACUCUCAGGAAAUAGUCCGGCUUACAUUAAGGCAUGAGAAAAAUGCAACACGUGUAACUAGUUAUAUGAGUGAUAUUCAGCAAAGUCCUCCUCCACACUGGCAUGAACAUUACACCAGUGAGAAUAAAGAGGAUAUGUCACGUGGUAACAUGACGUCAUUAAAGUAUAUGAACUAUCACGAAGGGAAACAGUGGUUUGACAAUUCGAAACAUCUUAUUAAUAACAUCUCAAACAACAAUUUCAUCAAAGUAAGAGAGAAACUAAGGGCGACAAAUCAGUACAAUACAUAAUGAACACUUGCCUCAAAUUACUUUUCGUGUCUGUUUAUACGGGGCUUCGAAUAGCGAAAUUUCUAAACAAAAUGCUCAGUCUUUUAGUAAACAUAGUUGCAUUAUAUAAAUUAUGGACAGACACCCAAAAAUUCCUUCGUGAAGAGAAAACAAUUUGAAACAGUAUGCUUGCAAUGUUACCAUAUAGAGGAACUGCAAUUGCAGAAUAAUGUAGGCUAUAGCAUGAAUGGAUCGCAGUUUUGCAUGUCUCAUCAAAUUUGAAAUUUUGACAUGGGAUCUUUGUCUUCUGGGUGCUAAAUAUUAAAUACGUACACACAUUUAUUAUCUAAAUCGAUUUAAGUUCUAAACGUUUGUAAAUGAUCUUUUAAAGGAAUAUGCAGUCAUUUUGCUGAAAGAAAGAAAUGACGUUGAUCAAACAUUUUUUUUGAAAGUUUGAAAUCUUUAAGAUCAACUAUUUUGUAAUGUUAUUUUCCUGUGAAAACGGAAGACUGCUUACCAUUAAUAGCAUAAUUAUGUUACAGAGUUUAGAAUCGGUAAAUUUUAUUCAGUAGUCUGUGCUAUUUCAUAAUCAUUUUUUUCAAUACUGUUUAUUAGAGGAUCUAGUCCGCCGCGCAUAAUUGUUAGUAUAAUUUCAACAUAAUGUCUAAAGAAUGAUUCAGUCACAAACGUUUUGAUGGAAAGAGAUAUUCUAUCAUAUUUUUAGAAUAUAUUAACCCUUAACAUGCUGGACACGACUGAUUCUGACUUUGCGACCAGUGUAGAUCAUGAUCAGCCUGCACAUCCAUGCAGUCUGAUCAUGAUCUGCACUGUUCGCCAUUCAGUCAGUAUCUUUUUGGUAAGCACCCCUUUUGACAGUUAAUGGUACUGUCCAAAUUGAAAGAUGGACAAGUUCAUUAUAGAAAUUCAGCAGGGUAAGGGUUAAAAGAGUUUGUAUUUGUGACCUGUUUUUAGAAUAUGAGAUUAUCCAAUAUGCUAGAUUAAGUUUUAGAUUUUCAAGUGCUCUUCGGCUUUCACCGUGCCUUUCUUUCGAUUUAAUCCCAUACUUUCGCUAGUUUCAAUGAAAACAAAAUACGCAUAGCUUUUUAGUAUCAGCUUACAAGCUUCUUUGAAACUGGCAGAACUGAAACAGUAGUUAAAUUUGCCGUCUUAAAUUAAGAUGUUAGAACAUUUUCAUUUCCAUUUGUAAAACUGAAGUAUGUUGCUUAAUUAUUUAUUUAUUCAACAUAAUAAACUAUAUAAAAUGAAA
This is a messenger RNA of Mercenaria mercenaria, 3979 nucleotides long. RefSeq lists its product as uncharacterized. The record is from RefSeq and is a predicted model, not a curated record. Bases 739 to 2733 code for a protein of 664 amino acids. Lineage: Eukaryota; Metazoa; Mollusca; Bivalvia; Venerida; Veneridae. The transcript has 2 exons.